AUGGUUCAUGAUGACUGUGGUCUCGCUCUUGGCCCAAGCCAUAUCAAUCGGUCUUCUCUCUCCACAUGGAGACAAUUUUUAAUCAUCAAAGUCUCGGUUCUUCAGAGACUGUACUGUGAGUGCCACAACAUUCUACGUAGUGAUGCUCUGUCACAUUCCUACAAGGAGUUCACUACAGAAAUAGAGAGGAUUCCUCAACGUUUGAUCUCGUCGUUGGCGGAGACUAGACAUACUUUGGCCACACUCUUCCUCUUAUGGUUACUUUGUCUUUCUGGCAUUUAUAUGUGUUCUUCCUACGACCAAAACACUCAGGUCCAAGCAUUGCAUAUUGAGGAUUAUGCGGUAAUCAAUAUGUUGAGCUAA
Eruca vesicaria subsp. sativa (arugula) is the source of this 363-nucleotide messenger RNA. Lineage: Eukaryota; Viridiplantae; Streptophyta; Magnoliopsida; Brassicales; Brassicaceae. The record is from the annotation of a GenBank genome assembly.